CCUCGCCCUUUCUCCUCCCCUCCUCCCCAAACCCCCACCAAUAUAUAUUUAUUAUAAACCCUCUCUUCUCCAUUUCAUCAAACAAGUGGUGUGCGAACCACAACCCUAGAAGACGAGGACGAGGACGAAGACGAAUCAGAGCCAUGAAGUUCCAGAUCGAGGAGGUGACGGUGUACUUCCCCUACGAGCACAUCUACCCGGAGCAGUACGGCUACAUGGUGGAGCUGAAGCGCGCCCUCGACGCCCGCGGCCACGCCCUGCUCGAGAUGCCCACGGGCACCGGCAAAACCUCGGCCCUCCUCUCCCUCAUCCUAUCCUACUCCCUCCACCACCCGCCUCUCAAGCUCCUCUACUGCACCCGCACCGUCCACGAGAUGGAGAAGACCCUCUCCGAGCUCCGCCUCCUCCUCCCCUACCUCCCCCCCAACCGCAUCCUCGCCCUCGGCCUCUCCUCCCGCAAGAACCUCUGCGUCAACCCCCUCGCCCUCUCCGCCGCCUCCCGCGACUCCGUCGACUCCGCCUGCCGCCGCCUCACCGCCACCUGGGUCCGCUCCGCCACCGCCGCUGACCCCUCCGUCCCCACCUGCUCCUUCUUCGAGUCCUUCGACCGCGCCGCCGACGCCGGCCCCGACAACGUCCUCCUCCCCCCCGGCGUCUACACCCUCCAGGACCUCCGCGCCGUCGGCCGCGACCGCGGCUGGUGCCCCUACUUCCUCGCCCGCCGCUUGAUCCCCUUCGCCAGCGUCGUCGUCUACAGCUACCAGUACCUCCUCGACCCCAAGGUCGCCACCAUCAUCUCCCGGGAGAUGCAGCGCGAGUGCGUCGUCGUCUUCGACGAGGCCCACAACAUCGACAACGUGUGCAUCGAGGCGCUCAGCGUCAGCGUCCGCAAGCAGACGCUCGACGGGGCCACGCGCAACCUCAGCCGGAUGGCGCAGGAGAUCGACAGGUUGAAGGCCACCGAUGCGAACAGACUUCGUGCUGAAUACAACCGGCUUGUAGAUGGCUUGGCCCAAAGAGGAAAUCUUCCGAUGACGGAUGCGUGGUUCUCAAAUCCCACCUUGCCUGAUGAUAUUUUGAAGGAGGCAGUACCUGGAAAUAUCCGGCGAGCUGAGCACUUCCUUUCGGUAUUGCGAAGAUUGGUGCAGUAUCUAAAAGGGCGUUUGGAAACGGAGAAUGUUGAGACUGAAGGGCCUGUGGCAUUUGUUUCUUCUGUGAAUUCUCAGGCUGGAAUUGAUCAGAAAAUGCUUAGAUUCUGCUAUGAUCGCUUGCACUCUCUCAUGCUUACGCUAGAGAUAACCGAUACAGACGAAUUCUUACACAUUCAAACUGUUUGUGACUUUGCAACACUUGUCGGAACAUACACACGGGGUUUUUCUAUUAUAAUUGAGCCGUUUGAUGAGAGAAUGCCUCAUAUUCCUGACCCUGUACUGCAGCUUAGCUGUCAUGAUGCUUCGCUUGCAAUAAAGCCCGUCUUUGAUCGCUUCCAGUCUGUUAUCAUAACCUCAGGAACUCUGAGCCCAAUUGACCUCUAUCCUCGUCUCCUGAAUUUUAAUCCUGUCAUAAGUCGGAGUUUUACAAUGUCCUUGACAAGGGAUUGCAUAUGCCCCAUGGUUCUGACUCGUGGAAGUGAUCAGCUGCCUGUGAGUACAAAGUUUGAUAUGCGUAGUGAUCCUGGUGUUGUACGGAACUAUGGAAGACUACUGCUCGAAAUGGUUGCUGCUGUCCCAGAUGGCAUUGUUUGCUUCUUUGUUAGUUACUCUUAUAUGGAUGGCAUUGUUAACAGUUGGAAUGAAAUGGGAAUUCUACAGGAUGUGAUGCAGCAUAAGCUAGUUUUCAUUGAAACUCAGGAUGUAGUUGAAACUACAUUGGCACUUGAUAACUAUCGUAAGGCAUGUGACUGUGGGAGAGGUGCUGUCUUUUUCUCCGUUGCCAGGGGGAAGGUGGCUGAAGGUAUAGAUUUUGAUCGACAUUAUGGCAGACUUGUUAUAAUGUUUGGUGUUCCUUUCCAAUACACUCUUAGCAGGAUUUUGCUUGCUAGGUUAGAGUACCUGCGUGAGACUUUUCAAAUAAAAGAGGGUGAUUUCCUUACUUUUGACGCAUUGAGACAAGCUGCACAAUGUGUUGGGCGAGUAAUCCGUUCAAAGGCAGAUUAUGGGAUGAUGAUAUUUGCUGACAAGAGAUACAGCCGCCAUGAUAAACGCUCCAAAUUACCUGGCUGGAUACUAUCGCAUUUACGAGAUGCACACCUAAAUCUAAGCACAGACAUGGCUUUGCACAUUGCACGCGAGUUCCUUCGGAGGAUGGCCCAACCGUACGAUAAGACGGGAGGAGGUGUCAAGAAGACACUGUUAUCUCAGGAAGACUUGGAGAGAAUGGGGGAGGAUGCCAUGGAGAUGUUUUAACUUAGAAAGCGCGUUAAAAAGUGCGCGGUGCUACAUAGAAAGCUAGAAAUGAUUAUUAGGUUGUACUAUUUAUUACCCUUUUCUCUUUUUCUUUGUUUUUUCUCCCUUUUGAUUUGAGGGUUGUUUUUUGGGGUGAUAAAGGGUAGCUUUAUUUUGCUUGUUUUGUUUUAGAGGGCCUGGGGAAGUAGCAUAAAUUUAUAUUUAUGUCUUUGUUUCAGCAGUUCUUAUGUAUGUGUUUUUUCUUCUUCUCGGCGAAAGUGGGGUACUUCUGAUGAUCUUUGGCUGUAAUUUUACUGUGCUAUGAAAGGUGGUUUAUCAUAUAACACCUUUCUUUUCUUUUGUUUUUUUUUUUUUUCUUCUUGGAUCUGCUUGUAUAAUACUGCUAUGGGAGAGGCUUGGGAAGUGUUGUUCUUUUGAAACACAAGUUUGUAAGUAAAACUAGUUUAUAGCACUGGGAGUUUCUUUUGAGAUA
Molecule: messenger RNA, 2877 nt
Organism: Ananas comosus (pineapple)
Lineage: Eukaryota; Viridiplantae; Streptophyta; Magnoliopsida; Poales; Bromeliaceae
Product: DNA repair helicase XPD
Exons: 11
Coding region: 144-2405 (753 amino acids)
Biological process (GO): positive regulation of mitotic recombination; nucleotide-excision repair; transcription by RNA polymerase II
Cellular component (GO): nucleus
Molecular function (GO): hydrolase activity, acting on acid anhydrides, in phosphorus-containing anhydrides; damaged DNA binding; DNA helicase activity
Source: RefSeq, a predicted model, not a curated record